AUGAGUUACAUCAUUAAGAUUUUUUUUGUCACAACAUUAUUAUCAACCUCUACCAUAGUUACAAACUCUUUAUUGGCCAUUUUUGCAAUUCCAUUCUUUUAUUCUUGUUAUUUAUUCAACGAAUUAUUUAAAAGUCAUUCAUAUUCUCGAAAAUUAGAUAAACUUGUUAAUGAAUUGUCAAACUCGGUUGGUAAGCCGAUGAUUGAUUCCGCUUCAGAUAAUGAAGAUAAUAAAGAUAAUAAAGGAAAAUAUUUUAGUUUGUUUAAUACUAUAAUUAAUGCUAGAAAAUUCAAUAUAGAGAUAUUAGUUAGUACAUUUACUGAAAAAGGAAGAAAUAGAGCAAUAGAAAGGACUCAAAAAGUCAUUCGUUGUUAUUACUUAUUUGGAAAAGAACUUAAGAGUCACUUUGAUAAACUCAAGGAAUUAGGUAAUAAAGAUCGUACAGCUCAAGCACUAGUUAAUGAAGAAGUCAGAAAACAACUUUCUUAUAAGUAUGUUGAACGAACAAUAUCUAUAGCCCAGAAAGUCUAUGAAUUUUUUAAUGAAAUCGGUGAAGAUAAAAUGCAAAUAAAAUCUUUUUCUGCUGAAGAAAUUUCAGAAUUAAGUUGUGAUGAUAUUGAUUUUAUAUUUGCUAAGCUCGCAAACCUGCAAAAAGAGAAAAAUCAAGAGGAUCAAGAAGGGAUAAAUCAAGAGGAGAAAGAUCAAGUCAUUUAUAUAGAAUAA
Molecule: messenger RNA, 723 nt
Organism: Rhizophagus irregularis DAOM 181602=DAOM 197198
Lineage: Eukaryota; Fungi; Glomeromycota; Glomeromycetes; Glomerales; Glomeraceae
Source: RefSeq, a predicted model, not a curated record